UUAAAGAGCACGUUCAACUGGCUAACACUGUUAGCUUUGUGCUCAAAGUUUUCUGCUUUGCCAAACAAGGCGCAGAGCUUCGUUGAACUGUUUGUUCUUUGAGCCCCUGGGAUAUAUCUCUGAUAUCAAUUCGGGAUUUUUAAAACAUGGCCGGGUCGUUGUCUUAUGCCUGUUCGGAUUUUUGUUAUGAAAGAAAGCGAACUCAGCCAGCUAACAUUAGCUAGCAAGUGUCCCUGCUUUGACAUAAACAAUAGCUGAUGUGGUAUCAGUAAACAUAAAGUUAAUUUGAUACAUUUGCAACCAAAGAAAUCAUCUGGCAUUUUGUACCAACAGCUCAUCAAACAGACUCUGCACAAUGGCAUUGAUUUGCAGCGCUGCUCUUCAAACCACAGCAUGAUGAAGAGGAGUACGACCAAGAAGACUACGCCAGAGAGCAAGAGCUGCACAAACUACUGACAGACCUGCCAGAUGACAUGCUGGAAGACAGCAGAGACUCCUCCUCCCCAGAGCUGGAGUACUCUAGCUGCAGCAACAAAAAUACUGGCAAUAGUCCUCAGUCCACAGGGACUCAGCAGUGGUCAGAUCACCCUAGGCCAACUUCUCAUGAACAGAACUAUGAAGCUGAGUACAAUCAGCACUCUUAUAAGCAGUACGUUUAUGGAGAUGGAACAGCUCAGAUCAAUGGACAUCAGAUUAUCCCCCAGACUCAGCCUUUUCCUCACACCUGGAACCAGCAGUCAGAAGACCACCAGUUCACCCAAGGAGAUUACACAUAUACCAGCAUGGGCACAGAAAAAUCUGCAGAGAGCAAUGAUUUCUCUGCGGAUGAUUAUGAAUCUAAACCAUAUCCUCAGGCUGCAAAUAACCCUGUGGAAUAUAAUGGAGAAGGAGGAUACAGGGACAAGCAAACCCAUGAGGACCAUAAGCCGAGGAACCAUUUUCAGUCUGCAGCUGUGGACAGAGGUGUGGACCAGUACAAGCCCAGUUACAACCCACACCAUGCUGCCUGUCAGCCAAAGAUGUUUAACCCUCAACCUCAUCAAGAAGGUCAACUAGACCACCUACAGAGAGAAUUCCUGGAUUCAACAGCAAAAACUGCCGACAGGGAGCAGGUUGUCCAGCUGCAGAUUUUACACAAGGCUCAACAGAGGCAAAUUGAAGACUUGGAGCGAAAAUUGGAGGACUCGAGGCGUAACAUGAGAUACAUCGAGCAUCAGUUUGCAAUUGUGAAAGAUGAAAAGGAUGGACUAGCAGUGAGUCUUAAGGAAUCAAGCCGACUGGUAGAAGAAUAUAAAGAGAGAGAAGUUAAAUUGCAAAACAAAGUGAAAUCAAUGGAGCAGCAAGUCCAGAUCCUGAAUGAGAGAGACCAGGAGAGCAUGAAGAAGCAGCAGGUGGCUGAAGCUGCCGUAGAUAGUAUGAAGCAGCAGAUGUUGGAGCUUUGUCGCUCUGACACCCUGUCCAGAGCACGAGAGCAGCAUGACCGAGACCUUACCGUCAUGAGAGAGCAGCAUGAGGCAGCGCUGUUGGCCUUUGAGCAGAAGUUGGACUCUACAUCUCAGGCUCUGGAUGAACAGAUUGAUGUUGGUCAGAGGUUACGAGAGCAAAUAAAGCAGCUGGAGCGUCAGCGAGAAGUAGAGCAGCUGGAGAGAGCCAAAGUGGUGAACGGACUCACACAGCGACUGGAGGAGAGUCAACAACAGUGUGCCAAGCUGCUGCAGACAAGUUCAGUGCAAGAAAUGAGUCAGCUGCAGAUCAAACUACAACAGGCUCAAUCAGCCAAGACUUUAAGUGAAAAUAUGAACAAAGUCUUGCAGGAUGAUCUGGCUGAGUUGAAGGAGCAGAUCACUCUGUAUGAAUCUGCAGUGAAACAUGGUGUUAUUUCAUUAGAACGGAACGCUGACUUGGAGCAUCAGCUCUCUGAAUCCUGUUUGGAUUUAGGAUUAAAGAAAACCAACUUGAAAAAUGGCACACUUCACAGUACUGCUCUGGCUAACUUGUCAGAGUCCAAGCUGCCCCGGGAUGAGGCUCUGCGGCUGCUGCGAGCAGAGAUGCAGCGCUGCCUGGGGAGCCUGAAGGGGAAGAGGCAGAAGAUCAGCCACCUGCAGGAGGAACUCCAGCUCUCUCAGGCCCGAGUGGAGGAGCUGCAGACCCAGUUAGAUGAAGCUAAGCUCAGCCUCUCGGUCAGAGAAAACUGUCAGAUGAAUCAUCUAGACAUGACUGGAGGCUCUCAGAAGGAGCUGAUGAAAUUACAGGAAGACAAACAACAUUUGCAGGAGCAAGUGGAGGAGUUGGAAAAGAAAAAUAAAGAGCUGAAACAGAAUGAGGAAAAGGUGAGGGCUGCCAACUUGGAGCUGUGCACCAAGAUGAGAGAAAUGAUCCAGGAUUUGGACCAAGAAAAGCAGGAAGCUGCUGAGAGGUCUGAGCGAAUUCAUCAGCAGCACAGAGAUGACGUGGUGAACCGGGUCAGAACAGAGCUCAUGUUGGAGCACAACGCUCAGGUUGAACAGAUGACUGAACGGCAUCAGCAGCAGCUUCAGGAGUUACAGACACAGCUGUCUGAGGUCAAUGAUAAGAUGUUAGCUGUACAAGAGUGUUACAUAUCGGUCUGCAAAGAGAAGGACAUGCUUGAAGAAAGUUUACGCAGCAGGAAGGAGGAGGAGGCUUCAGUCAGUGAGAAUGAGCAAAAGAUUAGAGAAGAGAGUAAUGCAGCCCUGGAGAAGCUACGGGCUGAGCUACAGGCUCAGCAUCAGGUCUCAAUGAACGAGCUCAAAGCUCUGUGGUCCAAGGAGAAGGAGGCUGAGAUCCAGCAGCAGGUGAACUCUCAUGUAGCGUUGACCAAGGCCACCUGGAAGGAGGAGCUGCGAAAGAUGGAGAAGACAUGGCUUCAGAGACUAGAGGAGGCUAGAAAAGAGGGAAGCAGAGAAACUGCUGAGGUGAUCUGUCAGACAGAGGAGUGUGAAGCCGGCAGUGAGGCCAUUACUGCUGAGGAGCUGGACUACAGGCUCAAUGCCCAGAAACAGCAGCUGCAAGUGGAAGCUGACAAAGUCAAACGUAAAGCUGUAGAGGAAGCAAGAAAGCAAACCCAGAGAGAGUUACAUGAGAAGCACCUGGACGACAUGGCCGAACAGGUUGAAGGUGCAGUGACCAGGGCCUACAAUCGCUGGGUUGAGGACUUGACUUCAUUACCAGAGUACCAAGCCUCUCUCAAAUCAGAAAGGGAGAUGUGGGAAGAGUCUCAGGAACAACUCACACAACAAAGGAUAUCUCAGGCCCUGGCAGCGGCUGAAGAUCAGUGGCAUAAGAGACAGAAGAACCAGCUGGAGGAGCAGAGUUCUGGAGCACAAAGGGUGGAGGAGCUCCAGGAGAAAGUUACAGCUCUUCAGAUCCAACUGGAGCAGACGAGGAAGGAGCAAACAGCCCUUCUGAAGGCUGAGCUGGCAGGAGCUAGAGCAGUCUGGAACCGAGACAAACAGCAGCAGAUCUCCAUUAUCAAGGCCCAAUGUCAACAGGCGUAUCAAACAAAGCUAGAAGAGCAGCACAAAAACCUCGAGGAGGCUUUGCAGAAGACCAGAGAGGAUGAAGACCUCCAGAAGAAAGAGCUGCUCUUGCAGAUGGAAGCCAAGCUGCAGCAGACUGUCAGCGCCCGAGAAGCAGAGAUAAAACAUCACUAUAUGGAGAAGGAGCAAGCACUGUUACAGCAGAUAAAGGCUGAAUCACAAGCAGAGGUGCGGACUGUUCUAGCAGAGGUGCAGGCCCAACUUCUCAGGAAUCCAAAAACAGAUCAACAAAGUACUGGAGAAACCAGGAGGACCAGCGGGGCCACAACAGAAGGCACAAUAACACACAUGAUCCAAAGUUUCUGCAAAGAUACAGUCAACAGAGCGGUAUCCCAGGCCAAGAUGGAGUGGAAGAAAAUAAGUGAAGAGAAACUGAGCCGUGUAUUGAAAGAAACACAGGAAUUGCACGAGAGAGAUAUCAACAGAAUACAAACCUCUAUGUCCCAGAGGAGGGAGCAAGCCCGCUGUAGAAAGGAGUGCAGUGAAACUGUAAGUACACUCCAGAAGAAGAACCGGGAGCUCCAGAGACAUUUGGAGAAAGCCUGUCGUCAGCUGCAGACCACUGUGAGAGAGCACAAAACUGCCACUCAGCGCCUCAAUGAUGAACAUGAAAGUAUCCUUCAGAAAGUGAAGAAGGAACAUCUACAGCAGCUAGAGGAAACAAAAAGAACCAGAGAAUCUGCAGGGAGCUCUGACCAACAACAACAUUUUCAGCAAGGCCUCGAAGAGAUGAAGCAGCAAUAUCUAAUGACUGUGGAAAAGAUCCGAGGGGAUAUGCUGCGCUACCUUCAGGAGAGUCGUGAACGAGCUGCAGAGAUGAUCCACACCACAGUGCAGAGGGAGAGGCAGGACAUGGCCAGAAAGAUGCGCCGCUAUUACCUCACCUGUUUGCAGGAGUUACUGGAGGAUGGAGGAAAGACAACGGGGGCUGAGAAGAAAAUAAUGAGCGCUGCAAGCAAACUGGCAGCCAUGGCUGAAGUCCUAGAGACACCGUUCAAAAUGAAAUCUGGGAAGAAUCACAGCUUACCAAGUAGAACUGCAGAUUUCAGUAAAACCCCAUGUGCACUACCUGACAUGAGGCCAGAGGAGAGAACGUACAGGGAAAGGACUGAUCCAGAGCACAAAGGAGCUGCUGCAGCGAGGACUAAAGCUUCAAGUCACCAGGACUCUUCCACAUCUGGGAGGGAGGAAGCCUCAGCCUUUUGUGUUUCCUCCCGAGAGAAAACGUCUGCAGCUCAGGUGGAUGCUGUGUCUGUGAGGAGUAAGAAUAGGCAGCUGUACCUGCAGGGAGCUGGAGCUGAUGUAGUAGAUAACUGUCUGGAUUCACAGCAGCACAGCAGAGCCUUCCUCCAAGAGGCUCCCAUCAGAGAAGAGAAGCGCACCGAUUGGAGUUUAACCAGCGGUGACUCAGACAUAGGUUUCCAAAUUCCCAGACUCUCUUACUCUGGGAGGAAAGUAGAACCGGUCAAGCCGUUUUCAGUUUCUGCUGCGUUGUCCAAUGACAUCGGAGAGUUUGGUGGGCUAACACCAGAUCUUUCUGACCUGACAGUUUACAAUGAGAUUGCCAAAAAGACGCCACACUCCCAGAUUUCAGACUUUCCCAGUGUGAAGACUAGCGCACACAGACAACCCACUCCAGGUUCUGAAGGAGAGAAGCACCAUGACGGUGAACCCAGGCGUUUGUUUUCUGAGCUCAGGCAGCGGCAGCAGGACAGCGGCUUUGACAGUCCAUUCUACCAACACAAAUAACAGCCUGAAGUAGUUUUAAUUCAGCUUUCCAAAUGGUGCCUUUUGAUAUAAUGUACAAGGUUUACAUGUUCUACAGCUUUAGCCUUCAUAGAUCCAUAGUGAUGUGUUGUUUAUUGGACGUGUGAAUUUCUGCUGGAUUCAUUAUUUAAUUUUAAUUUGAUCAUAAUUGACCUGUCAAAGCUGCACAGUGAUUCUCCAAUUGGAGUUGGGAAACGUCCACAUCUCUAGUCAUUUAAAAAUUAAUUUAAUGUAUAUUAUUUGAUGGUUUGAGAAAUAUAGUCUUUAACUUUGUUGUUGUGAAUUAGAUCAUUAGAUUGACUGCUCUGAUAUUUGUCAAACAAAUCUGAAGCUUCAACUAAAAGCUUGUUAAAGGAAUUUGGCACAAAGACUGAAGUCAGUGAAGCAACUGACUCUGUCCAAAGGUGGACCAAUCUCUAAAGCUCAAUAAUUAACAUGUCAUAUCUUAGCAGCGUAACAUCAGUGAAAACCUGAUGCUUUAUAGAGUCUGAGCACUUUUUGUCUACGACUCAGAUUCCACACUUAUGUGAGAACUCACUAGAUAUUGGUUCGUCCGUUACAUAACAAUGGACAAGUAAGUUUCAUAACUGUAGCUUAACUGAGCAGAUAUGACAGUGAAUGUUCCAUCAUUCUCGCCUUAAAAGUUUUACACACUUUCACUGCUUUUAUACAUAUUAUAGGUGUCAGCGUAAAAGCAGAUGAAUGUGAUCUGGCACCUCAGGCAUAACCAAAUAGUUCCGUUGUGUCCUAUACAUUUCAGGCUUAGUGAGGGCUUCCCUUAGCAGUUAAACUAAGUAAACAAAAUGAAAGUCAUUUAUCAUACAGCCUUUUAAAUUAACCUGUUUUUACCACCUUCACAGAGGCUGGUUUUGUAGAACACUAGUUUAUAAGUAUGAUACCAAAUAAAACUUGCACUAAAAAAGUUUGCAUUGUGAAAUCAGGGUUUUAUUUGCAGCUUAAUGUUACAACAUAAGGUCCAGUAAAGGAUAACUUCAUUGAUAUUCCACAUUAAAAUCCUCAAACAUUUGUGUACACUUUACUGUUAGUUCAACAAGCUAAUUAGUGACAGUGGUCACAUAUUGGUUCUGUGUUUGAUAAGGUGGUCUAUAUACAGUGUCAUUUUUAACUUGUGCUGACUUCUCUUUUACUGUCUUUUUAAGUGUUUUUUGAAAAACAUUUAUAUUAAGCUAAUGAGAUUUGCUGUGUAUUUUGUAUGUUACCUUCACUUUAUUUAAAUAAAUUUUAUGACUU
This is a messenger RNA of Sphaeramia orbicularis (orbiculate cardinalfish), 6575 nucleotides long. It is a transcript of the gene cep152, whose product is annotated as centrosomal protein 152. Gene Ontology annotation, biological process: centriole replication. Bases 474 to 5306 code for a protein of 1610 amino acids. Gene Ontology annotation, molecular function: GTP binding; GTPase activity. Gene Ontology annotation, cellular component: centrosome. Lineage: Eukaryota; Metazoa; Chordata; Actinopteri; Kurtiformes; Apogonidae. The record is from RefSeq and is a predicted model, not a curated record. The transcript has 28 exons.